AUGUCUUUAAUUUUGGAUCUUAAAUAUUUAGUUGGAUUAACUGGUAAAGGGGAUCGUAGAAUUAAAGUUUUAUUUCGAGAGGCUAAAUUGAAUUCAAGAAUUGCUACUGGACAUGAUAGUGUUUAUUUUGGACAACGUAUUAGUUGGCCAGUUAGUCGUUCAUUGGAUGAUAAAGAUGUAUUAAUUUUAAAAGCUUAUCAAAUAAGAAAAGGUUUACCAGAUAGUUUACUAGGAUCCUUGUCAAUCAAUUUAUAUCCACUGACUCGAGAUGUACAUUCAAUAUUUCGAGAAAAUCUUGUGGAUAGUUCAAAUCAUCCAACUGGCAUAUUAUUAUUAUUUGAGUUACGAUAUCAAUCACCUGAUAGUACACAUGGUGAUCUAGAUGAUGAUCUUGCUAAUUAUCCGCUAGCGGACACAGAUUAUGGACUUGAAGAUGCAGAAUAUGAAAUUCAUCAAGAUCAACCCCCACCUUUUAGUUCAUAUAUUGAGUUGAAUGAUGAUUUCAAUCAAAUAAUAGAUCGAGAACUUGCUCUUGCUGGAGGUGACGAAUGGGAGGUAGAGAGUCAACUAUCUGCACCGGAAAGAAAAGAUCCGCGUAUUAUAUCCAUGCUUGGUCCAACUAUCUACAAAUCAAAUCAGUUCCAGCUAGGAAUCAAUGUAGUUGAAGCUCGAAAAUUAGUUGGAACUAAUAUCAAUCCAAUGAUUACUGUAACCGUUGGAAAAUCUGUACAGAAAACAGUUACUAAAUAUUCAACGAAUUGUCCAUUUUAUGAUAAUUAUUUUGCAUUUGAUUUUGCUCGACCUAAACUAAGUGUACUUACAGAAAUAAUUCGUGUUCGAGUAUUUAAUAUGCGAUCUCAUCCAUUAGCCCGUUUGUUACCUGGUAAAUUGAUCGGUGAAUUUAUUACUGAUGUACAAACAGUUUAUAAUGAAAAAGAUCAUGCAGUAUUAAAUAAAUGGGCAGUGAUUAUCGACCCCAAAGAUCCAUGGAAAGGUCCUACGGGCUAUGUUAAACUUGAUAUGCAUGUCAUAGAAGAAGGGCACCAAGUUAAAAGAAUUCGAAGAGAGAAACCUGAUCAUGAUGAAAUAAUUGAAAAUCAUUUACUAUUACCACGUUAUACCGGUAUGACACAAAAACGUAUUAUGCUCUCUAUGAAAGUCAGUAUAUAUCAAGCUGAAGAUUUGCCUCCAAUGAAUACAGAAAUAAGCAAUAAAAUCAGAAAAGCAUUUGUUGGAGAAAAUACACCAAAUCUUGAUUCAUAUGUGGAAGUUUCUUAUGCUGGACAUACAGCUAGAACUAAAACAGAACGAUAUAAUUAUAAUCCAAUAUGGAAUGAAACAAUUGAAUUUUGUGAUUAUUUUCCAACAUUUACUCGAACUAUUAGAAUUAAUGUUAGAAAUGGUGGAAUAAAAGGUGAACUAAUUGCUACACGUUUAAUUGAUAUACGUGAUAUUAUGUGCCAUAUUACUGGUCGUAAUUUUCCACAUUUUGGACCAUCUUGGAUUAAUCUUUAUGGAACUCCACGAAUCUAUACAUAUGCACAAAUGUUACGGCCAGAAGUAGAAUUAAAUCAAGCACUUGGAGAAGGAGUUGCCUAUCGUGGUCGACUACUUCUAGCUAUACGAUCAAUGGAAGAUGAAGAUGUAGUUCGAAUUGGUACUAGUAAAGUUGUUGCAAGUCCUGUUUCAGAGACUGUAGCAGGAAAAAAAAGUUUAUACUUUUUAUUUGCUUGUUUCUCUGAAGCAAGUGUAAUUGAGAAAAAACUUGGUGUUAAGAAUAAACCAAUCUCUUAUGAAAUCAGUUUUGGAUUAUAUGGUAACCAACUGGAUGGAAAACGAGGUGGAGUUGAAUUACAGACAAUAGAACUUGCACAACCAAAUAUUACACGAGAACGAGUAGACUGGUGUUAUUCAACCACAACACCACUGAAUCCAACAACAGAUGAUAAAGAAUAUUAUUAUUUAAACUUUGGUAAUAAAAAACCAUGUUUAUAUUUAACUGGUUAUUAUGAAGACCAUCGUUCCAGAAUGUGUAUACCAAACAUUUUAGAGAAAUUAAGUGAAGAAUUGUAUUAUCAAAUACAACGUGUUAAGCACUUGUUUAUUAGAAGGAAAAUAACCGAAGCUAAAAAUUAUCUACGUACAGUUUUUUUGACAAUGGCAAAAAAAUUCAGUUUAGCUCAGGAAUCAAUUAAAUCAUGUCGUGAUACUGCCAGUACAACAUUACUUGAUCGAGAAUAUUCACGUAGAAUACGUCGUGAUUUAAGAAGAAUGGCCAUGUUAAUGAUUCAUUUAUCAAAACAUAUACACAGAAAUACAUUGGGUGAAAAAAUUAAAGAUGCCAAUGCAUUACACAAUCGUUUAUGUCAUUUAAGUAAUUGUCCGCAAGAUGGUUUACCGGAUGUUUUUAUUUCAAUGAUAUUGGAACAUCAAAGAGUUGGUUUUGUUAGAAUUCCAGCACGAGAUAUAUAUUAUUCAGCUGUAGAUUGUGAAAGAGGCAAAUGGAGUGGACAAAUGGCAACUUUAUACUUACGUAAACAAGGUCGUGAGGGUGUUGGACCUAAAGGAUGGAAAAUUCAAAGUCAAAUACGUGUGUAUUUAUGGCUUGGUUUAAUUAAAGAUUUUACCGCUUACACAUUUGGUUUACCUGGUGGAUAUGAUAAGAAUAUAUUUAAAACACCAAAACCACCAAAUGAAUUAAUUUAUCUGGAAAGUAGUCGUUUCCAGUUCAGAUGUUAUAUAUUCAUUGCACGUGAUCUAAUAGCCUCUGAUUCAUCUGGUAUGUCAGAUCCAAUGGCAAGAGUUCUUAUUGGACCACAUGUUCUUCAAACACAAGCAUUAUAUCAAACUAUGAGUCCAAUGUGGGAUGUUGUCUUAUAUAAACAAGUAACAUUUUAUCAAAAUGCUCAAUCAGUAAAACAAAAUCUUCAAGAGGUUAUUGUAGAAAUAUUUGAUAUUGAUCCAGGCAAUGAUUUAGAAUUUAUGGGACGUUGUUUUUGUGAAGUAAAUGUUACUUUGGAUGGUGAAAAGUAUAAACCACCACGUUUACAAUGGUGGCCAAUAUUUCGAGGACAAACUCCUGGUGGAGAAUUACUUGCUGCUUUUGAUCUAAUUCAGGAGGAUCCUCAAGUGCCAUAUGAAAAUUUACCUACAUUUGAAGAAUUAGCUGCAUACACAAAAGAAUUUGAUGAUCGUGUUAUAUUAAAAAGUAUUCCAGGAAUGUACUUAGAUGAUGAAGAUGAUUUGAAUAAAGAUUCAGAUGAUGAUGAUAAUGAUAAUGAAUUGGAUACAGUUGAUGAAUUUGAUGAUUUAAUAUUUGAUGCUGAUUCUGUCUUAUUAUUAGAUAAUUCUAAUGAUAUUCAAAUAAAUAAUACAAGAAGAAAACAAAUCAAAAUUGGUAUGGCACCACCAAAACUUGUUUUAGUUAGACGAAAAGGGGAUUAUCGAAUACCAGAUAAUAUUAGACCACCUUUACAACGAUUUAGAAUGGAAGUUAUGUUUUGGAGUGUAUGGGGUAUGGUGCGUCAACAUUUAUUACCAGUGAAAAGACCACGUGUAGUCGUUGAAAUUGGUGGACAUAAAUUAGAAUCUGAAGUCAUCAAUGAUUUAUCUAAAAUGCCACUUUUUGAGACCCCAUUGAAAGCAAUGGAUAUUUAUUUACCCGUUGAUGAACGUUAUUGGCCACCUUUAGUUUUUACAUGUUUUGAUAAUCGUAUACUUGGUACAAAGAUCACAAUUGGAAGUCAUACAAUUUCUAAUGCACGUGAUUAUUUAGUGUUUGAUAAUGAUAAUCAAUCAUCCGAUAGUGCAAGUACAAUAUAUAUGGAUAGUGAAUCAGAUAGUCCAAGGAAAUUAAAUUUUAAUUUUGAUAAAACUGAUUAUUUUAAUGAAAAUGGACCAAGUCUAGAAAUGUUAACAAACCCUUCCAUGGCAGCAGCAGCAGCAACAACAACAACAACAAUGGGACCAACUUCAAUGAAAUUAAAUGAUAAUGAUUUAGAAAGUAAAAAAUCAAUGGAAACUGGUUUAUCAUCAGUAGAAUUAUUAGCUGAUAUGAAUCCAAAUUUUCAAAAAUAUAAUUUACAUUAUAAACUUCCAGAUAAUGCUGGGGAUUUAGAUUUAGUAUCUAUGGAUGGUGAUAAUUUUGGUCAAAUUAAUAUUGAUAAAAAGCCAACAGAUGCAUUACCUGGAAAGGCUCAUCUUGUUACAACACACUCUGGACCGACACCUGAACAAUUAGCUACAGCUGACUGGUGGACCCGAUUCUAUGUUACUAUACGAAGUGGUGAAACAAAUUUCGAUGAUUCUCGAUAUAAGGGUGAAGUUAAUCCAUUAACUGAAUCAGAAGAUAGUGAUAUUGAAGAGAAACUAGAGAAAGUUGAUGUAAAAUCAGAGAAAGACUCAGAAGAUGAAAUUGAUAUGACAACUGGUACUGGUACAAAAUUAAAUCAUUUAAAUUAUAAAUUAAAAAAGAAAUGUUGGCAACGAACUCAUAAAGCUGAAAAGAAAAAAUUAACCGCUUUAGAAAAACGUCAAUUGGAGAUUGCAAAACGUAGAGCUAGAAUUGAAAAAAGAAAAAAAAACAAAAAAAAUUUAAAAGCUAAAAUUAAAGCAAGAUUUAUCGAUUCGAAAGGAUUAUUUUUAAAAGAAUUUAUUGAUUUAAACUAUGAUGUUGAAACUCAUGAAGAUCAAAGUUGGGUAGAAACAAUACUGGUGUAUCCAGUGGCACUUGAAGAAGUUCCAGAUUUCAACGGUUUUAAUUCACCUUUUCUAAAUCUUCCGUUUUACAAAGGAAAACAAUUGGAAGAUCAUGCAUCUGAAAGUCGUAUUACAGGAUUUUUCAAGGGUAAUUUAGUCAUAUAUCCGGUGAAUGAUGAUGAACCUUUACCAACUGAAAUGUCACAAUUAAAGUUAUAUAAGACAUUGCCAAUUAAAGCAAAGUUCAAAUUAACUGUACGAUUAUAUGUUAUAAGAGCAAUCAAAUUACAUCCAACCGAUCCAAAUGGCAAAUCUGAUCCAUAUUUGAUUGUAUCAUUGGGUAAAUGUGUUAUUAAUGAUCGUGAUGAUUAUAAACCGAAAACAUUGAAUCCGGUAUUUGGAAAAUAUUAUGAAUUUGUAGCACAUUUACCAAUGGAUUCUUUACUUAGUAUACAGAUGAUGGAUCAUGAAAGAGUUGGAGCAGAUACAUUGAUUGGAGAAACACAUAUUGAUAUUGAAAAUCGUUUCCAUAGUGCUCAUCGUGCUACUUGUGGAUUAAUGCCUAAAUAUUAUGCUCAUGGCUAUUGUCAGUGGAAAGACAGUCAACAACCGACGGAAAUAUUAGCUAAGCUAUGUGAAAAAUAUGGUAUUGAGCAGCCUGUUUAUAAUAUAUUGGAGAAUAAAAUCACCAUAGGCAAUGAGUCGUUUUUUGCUAAUACAGAAAUCCGAAAUGAAACUGGUAUAACAGUUAAAUCAGUAGAACCAUUGGCCUUAGAAGCAUUACAUAAUUGGUCAUUGAUUACAAACAAAGAUGUGAAAUUAGUUAGUGAACAUGUGGAAACACGUUCUUUAAAACAUCCCGAUAAUCCAGGUUUAAUUCAAGGUCGACUACAAAUGUGGAUUGAUAUGUUUGAAAGAGAAGUUGCUGUUCCACCACCGGCUAUAAAUAUUUCACCACGUGUACCAGCUGGAUAUGAAUUACGUGUUAUUGUGUGGAAUACAGCUGAUGUAAAACUCACUGACACUUCAUUAUUCUCUUCUGAAAGAAGUUCUGAUAUUUAUGUUAAAGGAUGGGUAAAAGGUGUUGGAAUUGAUGAUCAAAAAACUGAUGUUCAUUAUAGAUCAUUAUCUGGUGAAGGAAAUUUCAAUUGGCGUUUUAUAUUUCCAUUUGAUUACAUUAAAGCAGAAGAUAGAAUAAUUUAUCCAAUUAAAGGAACAUUCGAUAUUGAACCACAUAUGAUUAAAGCUAAUUGUGAAUUGACAUUACAAGUAUGGGAUGCUGAUAUUAUCACAAGAGAUAAUUUUAUUGGAUCACUGACAGUGCGUCUUUCAUCCUUGCCACGAUGUGCGAAAACUGCAAAAAGUUGUGGAUUACAUCAAUUAGAACCAGAUUGUCCAAGAUUUUCAAUGUUUAAGAAUAGAACUGCACGUGGUUGGUGGCCAGUUACUGAUGAAGAAGAUGAAGAAAUUGUCGUUCAAGGUAAAGUUGAAUGUCAGUUGGAAAUGUUGAAUAGUGCUGAAGCCGAAAGUAAUCCUGCUGGCUUAGGUCGUGAAGAACCCAAUGGACUGCCAAAACCAGAUCGACCAGAUGCAUCAUUUAUGAAAUUCCUUGGACCGUUGAAUACUCUUCGUUACUUAGUCAAAUAUCGUUUAAAGUGGAUAUUGAUCAAAAUCUUUGUCAUAUUCUUGGUUUGUUUAAUUGUCUUCUUAUUUCUAUACAGUUUCCCUGGUGCUAUUGUUCAAAAAAUGGUUAAUGGUUAAUUACACACACAUAC
Schistosoma intercalatum is the source of this 6473-nucleotide messenger RNA. NCBI's taxonomy places the organism in Eukaryota, Metazoa, Platyhelminthes, Trematoda, Strigeidida, Schistosomatidae. The record is from the annotation of a GenBank genome assembly.